AUGGCGUUUAGCCCUCGCGUGCGAACCUGGGCUAUGUGCCUGGCCGUGCUCGCUGCCUGUGUAUAUGCAGCUCCACAGAGCGUCACGGCCGCCGAUGCUGCUGAAAGCUUGAGCUUGGAGCAGCUCGGCGAGGAACUGCAGGCUUGCCCCGUUGUGCAGCACCUCAACGCCGCCAAGGCGGCGCACCACGAUGCGCAGCCCUCGUCGCUGACGACGCGCCUCUUUGCCGUGCUCUUCCCCGGCUCGCCCGCCGUCAACGCGCUGCUCGCGACGCUCUACAUCUCGGGCCCGCCCAACUUUUUGCUGGCCCUGUGCCCGACCGACAUUGACCCGGGCUCGCUGUCCAUCAUGGUGGCCUUUGCCGUAGGCGGCCUGCUCGGCGACACGCUCUUCCACCUGCUGCCCGAGAUUUUUGUCGGCGAGGACGACCCGACGCGCGCCACGUUUGUGCUCGUCGAGCCCAACCGUAAUCUGGUGCUGGGUCUGGCCAUCAUGGUGGGCUUUUUGGUGUUUGUGGCGCUGGACAAGGGACUGCGCAUCGCGACGGGCGGCGCGGGGGAGCAUGGGCAUUCGCAUAGCCAUGCACACGCGCACGAGGAGAGCGUGACGGCGGCAGCGACUGGUAUUGAUGCGGAUGCGGCUGCUGGAAGCGUCAAGUCGCGCAAGGGAAAAAAGGCCGGCAAGGAAGUGGUGGCUGUUGUCGAAGACAAAAAGGAGAUUAAUCCGAGCGUCAAGCUCGGCGGCUACCUCAACCUCAUCGCCGACUUUACCCACAACAUCACGGAUGGCCUGGCCAUGUCGGCCAGCUUCUACGCCUCCCCGACCAUUGGCGCCACCACCACUGUCGCCGUCUUCUUCCACGAGAUUCCCCAUGAGGUUGGCGACUUUGCCCUGCUCGUCCAGUCUGGCUUCUCCAAGCGCGCCGCCAUGGGAUCGCAGUUUAUCACCGCCAUCGGCGCCUUUCUCGGCACCCUCAUCGGCAUCGCGGUGCAAGAGUUUGGCGGGCCCGGCGCCGAAGAGGCGGUGGGCAUGCCUCGAAAUGCCGGUCUCUGGGGUACCAGUCUGACCUGGGGCGAUAUGCUGCUUCCCUUCACGGCAGGCACUUUUCUCUACGUUGGCACAGUGGCAGUCAUUCCGGAGCUGCUUGAGACGGGGCCCAACAAGAUGCAGGAGCUGCGUAAGACGCUCACGCAAUUUGCGGCUGUAGCCCUGGGCGCUGGCAUCAUGCUUUACAUCUCAUGGCAUGAUUAA
This is a messenger RNA of Beauveria bassiana ARSEF 2860, 1251 nucleotides long. Its product is annotated as ZIP Zinc transporter. Gene Ontology annotation, molecular function: zinc ion transmembrane transporter activity. NCBI's taxonomy places the organism in Eukaryota, Fungi, Ascomycota, Sordariomycetes, Hypocreales, Cordycipitaceae. Bases 1 to 1251 code for a protein of 416 amino acids. The record is from RefSeq and is a predicted model, not a curated record. Gene Ontology annotation, biological process: zinc ion transmembrane transport; intracellular zinc ion homeostasis. The transcript is spliced from 4 exons. Gene Ontology annotation, cellular component: membrane.